Microtus ochrogaster (prairie vole) is the source of this 2551-nucleotide messenger RNA. RefSeq names its product OMA1 zinc metallopeptidase (gene Oma1). Gene Ontology annotation, cellular component: mitochondrial inner membrane. Gene Ontology annotation, molecular function: metalloendopeptidase activity. The record is from RefSeq and is a predicted model, not a curated record. Lineage: Eukaryota; Metazoa; Chordata; Mammalia; Rodentia; Cricetidae. Gene Ontology annotation, biological process: protein quality control for misfolded or incompletely synthesized proteins; mitochondrial protein processing.
GCGCCGAGGCCCGCUGCUGGAUCCCGCUCAGGCCGCGGCUAGAGUAGCCGAGCAAAAGCAAGAUGAGCUUCCUGUAUGGAUUGCAGUCUUCCACGAGAAACCGGUUUCUCUCUGGAGUGAAUUCCCUGGCCAACUGGAGACAGUGGAAACCACUAGCAGGCUGUCCACAAGCACGAAGACCUUGGGUAGUAAAUGCGAGUCGGGGACUUAACACAGUCAGUCAGCGUCACUCGCUGACUUUACAGCCUGGAAACUUCCAUUUUUGUAGGACCUCCAGUAACAAAAAAUCAAGAUACUUCUCAAAUGGCCAAAGCCAGGAAACAGGGGUGCUUAUCGACAAACGUACUGUUCUCACGUACUGUUCUCUCGGAGUGAGAGAAGGGGUUGGCGGUCCUGCUCCUGCAGCCUUGUGUUCUCUGAGCUGCCCUGCAGCAAGAGCCGCCCGGAGUUUCCACACGUCUCCACGGGCUCUGGCCGCCCCAGUCCCUCUCUUGCUGCUUAUUCUGAAACCAGUGCAGAAGCUCCUUGCCAUCAUUGUGGGCAGGGGUAUAAGGAAAUGGUGGCAAGCACUUCCUCCCAACAAGAAGGAGCUAUUUAAAGACAGCGUGAAGAAGAAUAAAUGGAAGUUGCUCCUUGGCCUGAGUGCCUCCGGACUGUUGUUUGUGGUGUUCUAUUUCACUCACCUGGAAGUGAGCCCUGUCACAGGAAGGAGCAAACUGCUGUUGCUGGGGAAGGAGCACUUCAGACUUCUCUCAGACCUGGAGUACCAAGUGUGGAUGGAAGAAUUUAAAGACGCUAUGCUGCCCGAGAGAGACCCCCGCUACCUGACUGUUAAAGAAGUGGUGUAUCAUCUGACUCAGUGCAAUCAGGAUGUCCCAGGGAUCUCUGAGAUCAACUGGGUGAUUCAUGUGGUUGAUUCCCCAGAUGUGAAUGCCUUUGUCCUUCCUAAUGGGCAAGUGUUUGUUUUCACUGGGCUUUUGAACAGUGUAACCGAUACUCACCAGCUCUCCUUCCUUCUGGGCCAUGAGAUUGCACAUGCAGUCCUGGGGCACGCAGCAGAAAAGGCUAGCUUGGUUCACUUACUGGAUUUCCUUGGUAUGAUUUUUCUCACAAUGAUUUGGGCUGUCUGUCCACGAGACAGCUUGGCACUUCUGGGCCAAUGGAUACAAUCGAAGCUGCAGGAGUAUGUGUUUGAUAGACCGUACAGUAGAACACUGGAGGCCGAAGCCGACAAGAUUGGACUGCAGCUCGCUGCAAAGGCGUGUGUGGACGUAAGAGCCAGCUCAGUAUUUUGGCAGCAGAUGGAGUUUUCGGAGCGUCUUCAUGGUUACCCAAAGUUGCCAGAGUGGCUGUCAACACACCCUUCUCAUGGGAACCGAGCUGAGCACUUGGACAGACUUAUACCACAGGCUCUCAAACUUCGGGAGGUCUGUAAUUGCCCACCCCUCUCUGGACCAGACCCUCGGCUGCUGUUCCAGCUUACCAUGAAGCAUUUUCUUGAAGACUCAGAAAAAGAGGACCUCAACAUCACUGUUAAGAAACAGAAACCGGCUGCUCCCCCCAUUCAGAAGCAGGAGCAGAUACCACUGACGUACAUGGUUGAGAAAUGAACGACAAGCUGAAUUAAAAUGUAUGAGACUUGGGGUGUGAAGAAGACAGCAACCCUCAUCAUUUUCGUGCCACUCUUAGAAAUGAUGUUCUCAGCGAACAAGAAAUGGAUAUUCAUGGUCAAGCCAUGGAUAUUACAGAUAUCGGAAUUUUUCUAGAUUUGUAUCUUUCAUGAAGUAUCAAUGUAUUUUAAUCUAUUUUAAAAUACUUACAAUGAGGAAAAUGUCACAGAAUAAAUUUAUAUUAUGCAUCUUACUGUCAUCCAUAUCUGCUUUAGAUUUAGAAGUCGGGCUCCUAGUGGAUGCAUACUCUGAGUGUAGUAAUUAUUUUAAAAUCUUCCUGCUCAGGCUGUGGCAGGUUUUGGAGUCUGGGUGGUUAUGUAAUGGGUAACUGGUAGUCUGAAGUGAUGGACUACACUGGGUGUUGGGGUGUGUGGAGAAGGGAGUAACUCCCAAAGGAAAUACCUCCAGAUGGAUGUUAGAUGCCAUUCUGUUCAGAGGCACAGGAAGGGCUGUUUGAGGUUCAGGUGACCUAGUAAGCAGUGUAGUAGGGGGAAAAGAGGUCUUCAUGCUGUGAUGAUGUGGGGAUUUGGAGGUUCCCAAAGGACACUACUGUCUUCUCCCUGAGGUCAGUAUCUAGAGAGGCAGGAGUGAGCGUUGCCUUCAUUCUUCUUGCUGGCUGAUGGCCAGGUGCUGUGGAAAGACAUGGGAGCAGGUGCUCCAGGAGCAUCCCUGGUGAAGCCAGAGGUUGGUGAUCAUGCUGUGUGGGAAUGGAAGUAGAUUUUAAAACAUGAGUUAUCUAGCAGUUUUAUUUAUGCUGCAAGGUUGGUAGCCUUAGGCUUUCUUUUAAAGGAAUGGUUUUCUUGAAACACAUUGUCUUAGUGAGGGUUUCUGUUGCUGUGAAGAGACACCAUGACUACAGCAACUCUUUUAAAGAAAAACAU